GAGAUUCACCGAGCACUGGCCACCAAAUCAUAGGAAAGAAUACUCAGAGAAGGAAGCAACAAGAUUAGUUCUUAGCUUUUUUGGAAUUGUACGGCUUUCCUGGAUACUUGGCAGGGGGAUGCUUGGACAGAAAUAGACAGACAGAGAGGAGUGGAGCUGUCAAGGUGGAGGAGAUAGUAGGAAAGUACCGGGUGACCUUCCGUGAAGAGAUGAAUUUGGGAGGGCAAUGGUAAUUAAACACAAUUUGUUGAAAUCCGAAACAUGCACAUUUUCUGAAGACAUGCAGAUGAGAGCGAAGAAGGGCUAUAAGUCAGGACAACAACUGAGGUAAAAGAGAAGUUUCGACCAACCCAUAGACGUUAAGGAAUCCCUAACUCAAGGGUCCCUGGACUGACACUUGAACAGUAUCUCGCCAUGCUGGAUCUGGAUCUGAGGUCUCUAACACAGCCGGCCGGCAUCAUCCGGAUGGCGGAGGUGGUGCUCACCUGCGUUUGUUUCAGUUUGGUUGCUUCCAAGGGCCAUGUCAUCUCCUCACACUGGGCCUGGUGCAUGUUCACCUGGUGCUUCUGCUGCUUCUUCUCCCUCUUCAUUCUCAUUAUGGAGUUCACACGCUUCAGUGCUAAGGUGCCCAUCUCCUGGGAUGACUUCACCACGGCCUUUGCCAUGCUGGCCACUCUAAUGUGUUUCACCUCCUCCAUAAUAUACCCCACCUUCUUCACCUGCUCCACUUGCUACCGUGAGAUUGCCGCUACAAUCAUUUCCUUAUUUGGUUUUGGGGCAUACGCUGGUGAGGUAGUGUUGGCCCGCCUUCGGCCUGGCGAGAUCAGUGGCUUCCUGUCAACAGUACCCGGUCUGCUGAAGAUCCUGGAGACCUUCGUGGCCUGCAUUAUCUUCACAUCAUUGGAUCCGGCAAAGUUCUCAGAGUAUCCUGGGCUCCAGUGGUGUGUGGCUGUCUAUUCUCUGUGCUUCAUCUUUGCUCUUGUCAUCAUCAUCUUCACAGUCGGACAGCUGCUGUCGCUCUUUCCCAUCUCCUUCGAGAAACUGGUGACGGUCUAUAACGUCCUGGCCUCGAUGAUGUAUAUGACUGCUGUGGUCAUCUGGCCUCUGUAUGGUUUCAAGAACAGGUCCCGGCCCAUUCCCUGCCCAUCACCCUGCACCUGGGACGACCUAGUUGUUGUUACGUUUAUGACCGUGAUCAACCUGGCAAUUUAUAUAUUGGAUACAGUCUACUCAAUUAAGAUGGUCUUCUUCACACAAUAUGAGGAAUAGAGCAUUUCCUGAACCGUGUCCUGUGACUUUUCCAGAACCAUUUAAUGGCUGAAGGCAUAACAGGUGUUACAUCAACAUAUUAUUCCAUUGCCAGGCAUGUGAAGAAUGAACUUUAUAUUGAAUGACUUCAGGACUUCAUAUAUUUCAGAAGUGGAUCAAAAGUGUCAUUACAUUUGUAAAGUGUAAUUAACGGUAUAUUGUCUACUGGAUUAAGAACAUUCACUGCACGUUAGCAGAAUAAUUUCUGAUAUAUUUAUAUGGCAUUGUAAAUUAACCUCUGUUGCAGAUUGAACAUGAAGGAACACUUUUUUGACUCCUAAAGCUACUGAAGUAUGCAGUAGAAAGCCAAGUUAAUGAAUGAUUGUAUCAAUUGCAUUGCAAUUAUAAUGGCCCAAAGGAACUUUAGAUCCUGGUGGAAAUAUUGCAUGUGAGUGGGGCAUUAAUGAUUAAACUUAUUGAUGUCUCAAGUCACCAGACUGAAUUCCCAUUUGCAGUUAAUGAUUUGUUUAACCUUGAGAAUCUAUAGGUUACUACUCAGUAGAACCGAAAUAAACUUCUGGCAAUGUAGAUUCUCUGAAUUACAAAGGAUCUGUGAUGUUAUUAUUAUGUUCAUCACUUUGUAAAAAUGUUCUUAUGUCCUAUGCUACUUGGCUUGAUGUUUGACAAACCCGCUUUAUUCCAGCUGAAGGAGAAACAUUGUGCAGUAAGGCUUUGUCUUUUCUUAUUUAAAAUCCCAGGGCUUUAAAAUCAGAGAGAAAAAAUAUGAAAUUAAUAUGAAAGUAAAUUGACAAAAUAAUGGUGGAGAGAGAAAAAGAAAACAAUUAACAAGCUAAAUAGAUGCCAUGAAAAAUACAUCAAUUGCAGGGAGGAGAUCUAGAAGAGAGAAAGACCCAUAGUGGUAGUGAAGACCAGAUAGACAAAAUAUUGUAAAACAGAUCAUAUCAGUAACUCAGUUCGAUUUGAUAAUAAUCAAGCCGUUUAUACGUUAUAUGAUUUGCAUUUGGUUCAUUAUUUGUUUGUAAGUGGAUAAUGACCUGCACAAGGAUGACAGAAGGAAGGAAAGGUGUGGGAGCAGAUGCAAUACAAACUGUUUUCACGCGCAAAGUCACAGAUAUUGGACAGUGUAUGAUGACUAAAUGUAGAAACUUGUCAUCUAGAUGUGUCAGUGGGUUUUAUUCUCUGGUCAAACAAGCAAGCGGUAAAACACCAAAUUGGGGAACGAUGGAGCAUUAAUUGUGCUAGUGCC
Esox lucius (northern pike) is the source of this 2515-nucleotide messenger RNA. Its product is annotated as myeloid-associated differentiation marker. Gene Ontology annotation, cellular component: membrane. The transcript is spliced from 2 exons. The coding region runs from base 415 to 1269 and encodes 284 amino acids. The record is from RefSeq and is a predicted model, not a curated record. Lineage: Eukaryota; Metazoa; Chordata; Actinopteri; Esociformes; Esocidae.